Messenger RNA from Hydatigera taeniaeformis, 690 nucleotides. The record is from the annotation of a GenBank genome assembly. NCBI's taxonomy places the organism in Eukaryota, Metazoa, Platyhelminthes, Cestoda, Cyclophyllidea, Taeniidae.
AUGGACAUUCUUACACUUACAGUUCCUCUUACAUGUCUCUCCAUUGGUCUUGGCAUCACGGCUCUGGUCCUGCCAAAAUGGAAUUGCGGCGGCUUCUUCACCACUUGCGCCUUCACCCUCAUUCACCUCAUCAUCAUGGCGCUCAUCGUUGGUGGUAUGGCUCUCAUCUCGAUCAUCUUUUUCGUCGAUAUUUGCAGUGCAUGCAAUCCCAAGUGGUUGCCUGGACCGGUCUGCGUUUCUUUCAAGAUAAUCCUUUUUGCUCUUGGAGCGGCAAGCCUAAUGGCUGGAAAUCUGCUUUACGCGUUAUUCUGUUUUGCGAUCGGCCUAUGUGUUGCGAGUCUGGUGGUGCCCUACUGGAAUUGCGGGGGUUUCUUCACCACCUGCGUCUUUACAAUCAUCCACCUUGUGGUGAUGGGUCUGCUUUUGGGUGGACUGGCGCUUUUCGCUUUAGUCUUUUUACUGGACCUUUUCAAGACCUGCCGAAAUACCUGGGUUCCAGGUCCAGUGUGUAAUACAUGCAAAAUCCUCCUAUCCGCAGUGGGUGCCGGUUGCCUCCUUGCGGGAAACCUCCUCUAUGCUGCUGUAUACAUCAAAUCCACAUCCUACGUAAUGUCCUUCGCUGGAUCCAUCAUCGCCGUUCACGUGGUUUUGCUAUCCCUACUCUCCAGCCGAUGUCUACAAGGUCACUAA